Molecule: messenger RNA, 4875 nt
Organism: Pieris brassicae (large cabbage white)
Lineage: Eukaryota; Metazoa; Arthropoda; Insecta; Lepidoptera; Pieridae
Product: anoctamin-4
Exons: 26
Coding region: 178-3561 (1127 amino acids)
Biological process (GO): chloride transmembrane transport
Cellular component (GO): plasma membrane
Molecular function (GO): protein dimerization activity; chloride channel activity
Source: RefSeq, a predicted model, not a curated record
GCGCGCGUUACAAAAUCGCGAAUAAUGUUUUGUUUUUCUCAUAGACAACUUGAUUUAUGAAUACUUAUAUAUUUAAAAGCAUGUGAUUUAUAAUCUUUAUGGUGAAAAAAUUUUGUUUUUCUGUGAUGACGAAAUAAGUUUUGUUUGCUGUAGCGGUCCGGCUCUUAUUCCAGAACAAUGGAUGGUACAGCUGCAGGAAAUGCUCUGAACUAUCUUAACCGCCAUAAAGGAUUCAAACAUGGAAAAAGCAAUAGGCUGGAACCUAAUUUGGAUAGAAUUACCUUUGAGAGUGAAAAGUUUAAAGGGACACAGAGUGAAACGUCGUCUAGAAGAAAUAGUGAUGAUGGCGGAAGAGCGAGACAGGAGGGUUUUAGACAAGAUGGAACAAGUUCCGAGCCACCAACCGCUUACAUCACGACUCAGAAUGUGUGGAAUGACCUGGGCAGCUCAACGUCCACAACUAGAACUGAACUCAGUUUAUCUGACACUGUUGACGAAGAGGUCCACAGACGUCGGAGUCAAGACCUUACUCUCCCAGGUACACCACUGCAUCCUCGAACACCGUGGAAGUCAGCCGACAGCUUAGCGUGCGAUACUGCUUUUGGAACACUGGCUAAUAUUAUAGAAAGUCCAGCUAAUAAGAGCGUGCCCUAUAUUGAGAGAUGCGAUAAAAAGAUGUCUCUAAGAGAAGAACUUUCAAGGGACAGUCCAGAAAGGCCAAAACGCGGAUGGAGGUUAGUUAGAAACGUGACAUCAGCAGCUAGUGCUUUCAUACCGAAGUUCAAGGAAUCUGCUUUGCCCGGGACACCACUGCCUAACCAGCACAACACAGACCAUGAAAAUAGCAAGCCAUCGCUUCCGAGUUAUCCAAACGAAAAAGAGAAUGUUGGCGAGACCAGUCUUGAUGGACUUGAUCCGGAUUCGCUGAUGUUCAGAGAUGGUAGGAGAAGAAUAGACAUGGUUUUGGCAUAUGAGGAAGAAGACUACGGCGUGAUGACGGAAGCCGAGGCCCGAAAACGAGAGCACAGGAGGACAUUUCAGGAAAACCUAAUAAAAGAAGGCCUGGAAUUGGAACUGGAAAACAAAUCCCUGUCUUUCGAUGGUAAGACCUGGUUUCUCAAGGUCCACAUUCCUUGGAAGACUGAGAUGAGACUGGCUGAAGUUAUUGGAAUGAAAUUACCUACUAAGCGGUUCAUUACGAUUUCUGUUAGAGCUUGGAGUGACGAAAAACUAGCGGAGAAAGACAAAAAGUUCUAUUCAAAAUGGCGUAAAAAAUGGAAACAGCUUUACGAAUACGACCAUAGUAGAAUAGAACCUGAGCCCUCGUUCAUCACAUCCACUGAACGGCCGGGAGUUAGGAGGGACGAACAAUUUUUGGUUAAAGACAGACACACACAAUUCUCACCGGCGCAAAGAAGCCUGCUUGUUAUGCAAAUAUUACUUCGAGCGCGAUAUGACAAUAAUGAAACCAAGAUGGGUAUACGACGGCUCUUAAACGAUGGGACGUAUCUGGCAUGUUUCCCUCUACACGAAGGCAGAUACAAUACGGAUAACCCGGAUAAAACACAGACAGAUAGACGGCUCCUUUACCUGGAGUGGGCUCGUCCCGCCAAAUGGUAUAAAAAGCAGCCAUUGUGGUUAGUAAGGAGAUACUUCGGGGAGAAGAUAGCGUUAUACUUCUCCUGGCUCGGAUUUUAUACCAAGAUGUUAUAUGCGCCUGCGAUUGUUGGGACACUGUGUUUUCUAUACGGCCUGGCUAGUAUACAUUCGGGGGAUAACAUACCUAGUAAAGAAAUCUGCGAUCUGUCAGGCCCUGGUAACAUUACACUAUGUCCGCUCUGUGAUAAAGCGUGUCAGUACCAGAGUUUAUCCGAUUCGUGUCUCUUCGCCCAACUAAGCUACCUCUUCGACAACCCCGCGACUGUGUUCUUUGCUAUAUUUAUGUCGUUUUGGGCAACAACAUUCUUGGAGUUAUGGAAAAGGAAACAGUCUGUUCUUCGGUGGGAGUGGGACUUGGGAGGUGUUGAUCAAGAUGAAGACAUCCGCCCAGAGUUCGAAACCUCGGUAAAAACAUUUCGCACAAACCCGGUCACGCGUGAGAAAGAGCCCUUUCUAGCACCGUGGCAAAAGACCAUGCGUUACGUCGCAACUAGUUCUGCUGUGCUGUUUAUGAUAACGGUAGUAAUGGGUGCAGUGUUAGGCACAAUAAUCUACAGGAUAUCUAUGGUGUCUGUUAUCUAUGGUGGUAGCGGGUUCUUUCUCAAGAAACACGCGAAAAUCUUCACCGCCAUGACUGCAGCGUUGAUCAACUUGUCAAUUAUUAUGAUUUUGACAAGGAUUUACGCGAAAAUAGCAGUAUAUCUUACUAAUAUUGAGAAUCCGCGGACACACACGGAGUAUGAGGAUUCUUAUACGUUCAAAAUCUUCUUUUUUGAAUUCAUCAAUUUUUAUUCAUCCCUCAUAUAUAUCGCAUUUUUUAAGGGCCGUUUCUACGACUACCCUGGCGAUGAUCAAGCCAGAAAAUCUGAGUUUUUCAAAUUAAAAGGUGACAUUUGUGACCCUGCUGGCUGUCUCUCUGAAUUAUGUAUACAAUUAGCAAUAAUAAUGAUUGGAAAGCAAUGUUUUAAUAAUUUCGUGGAGUUGGGUUAUCCCAAACUCCAGAACUGGUGGCGGCAGAGGUCUCACAGAGCGGUGACCCGGGACCCCAGUAAGCCCCACAUGGCCUGGGAACAGGACUACCACUUACAGGACCCUGGUAGACUUGCGCUCUUUGACGAGUACUUAGAAAUGAUACUUCAAUAUGGCUUCGUAACAUUGUUCGUAGCUGCGUUUCCCCUGGCACCUUUAUUCGCGUUACUGAAUAAUAUAGCUGAAAUUCGUUUGGACGCGUAUAAGAUGGUCACACAGGCGAGACGCCCUCUAGCGGAGAGGGUGGAAGAUAUUGGUGCUUGGUAUGGAAUUUUAAAAGGGAUUACAUACGCAGCAGUUGUUUCCAAUGCAUUUGUUAUAGCUUACACAAGUGACUUUAUACCUAGGAUGGUAUAUAAGUAUGUAUACUCGCCAGAUAAUACCCUGUCUGGCUAUAUAGACCAUUCAUUGUCAUUAUUCAAUACAUCAGACUAUCGCGAAGAUUGGGGUGCGGAUGAGACUGAAAUUGAUCCGCCCACGUGUGCAUAUCGGGGAUAUCGUAACCCCCCCAGUCAUAAGGAUCCUUAUGGUCUAUCCCCCCACUAUUGGCAUGUAUUCGCCGCUAGACUUGCAUUUGUUGUUGUUUUUGAGCACGUCGUAUUUGGUCUAACGGGUUUGAUGCAGCUGUUUAUACCAGAUAUACCCACAGAACUGAAGACGCAGAUACAAAGGGAAACUUUAUUGGCCAAGGAGGCUAAAUAUGAACAUGGGAGACGAAGGCUUAGUACUGAAUAUCGGCAGCUUAUCAAUCAGAAAGGAGAAAAUUCUGAACGCCAAGGUCCGUGGAUGAGACGCACUUCCCGCGCUUCAGACGGCCUUGACGCACACGUUGCGGUCUCACAACGCCCGUCUUCACCACAGAUAACAGACUGAUGUUGACAUUUGAUAGAAUGAUAUUUGACAACUGAUGUAUAAUAUUAGUCACUUCUUUGAGAUAAACACGUAAUUUCAUAACAUCAUUCAACAAUUAUUAUAUAUGUUGUCUGUGUAUAGUCAUAAAUUAUUGUAAGUUAAUUUAUUAAAAUGACCGUGAAUAUGUAAAAUAAGUAUUAAAUCGGGUCCAAUACCUAAUAAUUAUGUAGCAUAUUUAGAAAAUAAUUGUUUUUAUUUUUGGGUUAAAAUGGAUCAGUGCUAUGUAUGUAUCUACUGUAGGUUCAAAUAUUAUAAUUAAAAUUAUUAUAUAAAAGAUACGGAUUACUAGAUUUUGUAAAGCAUUUAUUUCUGCACAAAAAGAAUCUCAAUAAACAGUUGUUUCAAAGAGAGAACAAUGCCAGGAAGAAAACAAAUUUACAGUCUUUUCUGUAUAUAGUUGUUGUAGGCAGUCGUAUAUGUAAGAACAUGACCAUAUUACAAAUUUUCAAAGCGUCAGUCUCGCUUGUCGUUUUUUUAGCUUCGGGCGCUUAACAAAAUCACUUUACGACAGCCGUGUUCCACUACCGCCAAAGGAAUUUGUAUAAAAAAACAUUAGCUCGCUUUUUGUCACGUGAUCUUUUUCAUAAAAACUCGUUUGGUGUUAGUUGGUCACGCUUCAAGCAAAGGGAUUUCGUCUCAAGCCUCUGGCCCAUUUGAAACAAUAAUAUGUAAAUCCUAAGACUUACGAAUUUUACACAUUUAAAUAUAAACUUUUUUACUAAUUAUUAAAUUAAUAAAGUGUGUAGUAGUGUGUGUGAUGUCAAAUUGGGGUAACUAUUUGGUAAACUCCCAAUAUUGAAGAUAUUUAAAUUAAAUAGGUUCACAAUGUGUUGACUACCUUGAUGUAUGAAAAAAAAACAGAUUAAACAUAUUUUAGAAUCGAUUUAUUUUUUUGUUAUACAUCUCCUUCAUAAAUAUUAAUAGACGCUAUUAAUAAUUCCAAGUGACGUAAUUAGAUAUCCUUCAAAUUAUUUUGAGUUGUCAAAUGUUCUUAAGAUAUACGUAUGUCUUUCUUUUUUUGACAGCAAACAACAAUAAACAAGGGCAAACUGUCAAAACAAUUGCGUCACAUAUUAAUUGUCUUACAGCUCCUCUCGUGGCUAUGAACAAAACUAAAUUUUUAUACAAAUAUUUUAAAGAAUUUGGUAAGAAAAUGUUAAUCAAAUACCAUAGAAUUUUUAAUAUAGAUGUCAAUUGGUUCUAUAUUAAAGAGUGAUGUAAUUUAAUAUGUUUGUACUUUGUAAUAAAUGUAUGUGAACGUCCAAAUAUAUGUGA